UUGCAGUUCUGGCAUAAAGCAUGUUUCCACUGCGAGACCUGCAAGAUGACCCUAAACAUGAAAAACUACAAGGGCUACGAGAAGAAGCCGUAUUGCAACGCACACUACCCGAAGCAGUCCUUCACCAUGGUGGCAGACACUCCUGAGAACCUGCGUCUAAAGCAGCAGAGCGAGCUUCAGAGCCAGAUUCGCUACAAGGAGGAGUUUGAGAAGAACAAGGGGAAGGGCUUCAGCGUGGUGGCUGACACCCCGGAGCUGCAGAGAAUCAAAAAGACUCAGGAUCAGAUCAGCAACAUAAAAUACCAUGAAGAGUUCGAGAGGAGCAGGAUGGGCCCGAGUCCCAGCGAGGGCGCUGAGCUGGAGCGCAGGAAUUCCCAGGAGAGCACCAAUUACCGGAGACCCGCAGAGCAGCAGCAUCAGCCGUCCCAUCACGUCCAACCCAGCAACCCAGGUAAGGCUGGAUGGCAGCUCUGCCCAUCUGGGGCAGGGCACGGGGAGCGUCGGUGCCCGCUGACCCCUCUCUCCCCACAGAAGCGUUUCCGCGCUGUCUACGAUUACAACGCGGCCGAUGAAGACGAGGUCUCCUUCCAGGAUGGCGACACCAUCAUCAACGUGCAGCAUGCUCUGCCGUCGCCCGCCAGAGCCGCCUCCUGA
This is a messenger RNA of Egretta garzetta (little egret), 654 nucleotides long. It is a transcript of the gene LASP1, whose product is annotated as LIM and SH3 protein 1. Bases 46 to 654 code for a protein of 202 amino acids. Gene Ontology annotation, cellular component: focal adhesion. Gene Ontology annotation, molecular function: actin filament binding. The record is from RefSeq and is a predicted model, not a curated record. The transcript is spliced from 5 exons. Lineage: Eukaryota; Metazoa; Chordata; Aves; Pelecaniformes; Ardeidae.